AUCGGCGCGGUCACACUGCAUCCCUAGCUUGCGUAAAAAUUAUUUGUAAAAACGCGCACCUAGCCGCAGAUGCUGAGACAACCAGCAUAACAAAAUAAAUUCUUCCAUCUACGUAUAUAUAUUUUUUACCAUUAAUUCUUGGAUCUCAAACCAAAAGGAAAUCAUCCUCGCAUCAAACAAGCGAUUUAUUUUGUUACCAAUCGAUCUACUUGGAGAAUUUCGUUUAAUUUUUGCAUCCCAAUUUUUGUAUUUGCGUUGGUUAUAUUUUUGCGUUACAUUUUUUGUUUGCACACAAAAAUACCCCCAACCAUAAGACGACACGAGGAGGCCCAGAGAUCUGAGGCGUAAAGAUGUUUAGUCCGGAAUAUGAGAAGCGCAUCCUGAAGCACUGCAGUCCGGUGGCACGUAAUCUAUUUGAUAAUUUGGAAUCGUCGACAACACCAACAUCGCUGGAUCGUUUCAUACCCUGCAGGGCCAACAACAAUUGGCAGACAAACUUUGCGUCGAUCAACAAGUCGAAUGAUAACUCACCACAGACGAGCAAGAAGCAGCGGGACUGUGGGGAGACGGCACGCGAUAGUCUGGCCUAUUCGUGCCUCUUGAAGAACGAGCUCCUUGGCACGGCCAUAGAUGAUGUGAAGACCGCCGGCGAGGAGCGCAACGAAAAUGCCUAUACACCAGCAGCAAAGCGAAGUCUCUUCAAAUAUCAAUCCCCCACAAAGCAGGAUUACAAUGGCGAAUGCCCGUACUCGUUGUCGCCGGUGAGCGCCAAGAGCCAGAAGCUACUGCGUUCGCCCCGGAAGGCCACACGCAAGAUCUCUCGCAUUCCAUUCAAGGUGCUCGACGCACCGGAGCUCCAGGAUGAUUUCUAUUUGAAUCUGGUCGAUUGGUCCUCGCAGAAUGUCCUUGCCGUGGGCCUGGGCAGCUGUGUCUAUCUAUGGAGUGCCUGCACCAGUCAGGUGACUCGCCUGUGUGAUCUCAGUCCGGAUUCGAACACCGUGACCUCGGUGUCGUGGAACGAGCGCGGCAACACAGUAGCCGUGGGCACACAUCAUGGCUAUGUGACCGUUUGGGAUGUGGCCGCCAAUAAGCAGAUCAACAAACUCAAUGGCCACUCGGCCCGUGUGGGCGCUUUGGCCUGGAACAGUGACAUACUGUCGAGCGGAUCGCGCGACCGUUGGAUCAUCCAACGCGACACACGCACACCACAGCUCCAGUCCGAGCGCCGCCUGGCCGGCCAUCGUCAGGAGGUGUGCGGCCUCAAGUGGUCGCCCGAUAACCAGUACCUGGCCAGCGGCGGCAACGACAAUCGUCUGUAUGUGUGGAACCAGCACUCGGUGAGUCCCGUGCAAUCGUACACGGAGCAUAUGGCCGCUGUGAAGGCGAUUGCCUGGUCCCCGCACCAUCACGGACUGCUGGCCAGCGGCGGCGGGACGGCCGAUCGUUGCAUUCGAUUCUGGAACACGCUGACCGGCCAGCCCAUGCAGUGCGUGGACACUGGAUCACAGGUGUGCAAUCUAGCCUGGUCCAAGCACUCCUCGGAGCUGGUCUCCACGCACGGCUACUCCCAGAAUCAGAUACUGGUGUGGAAGUACCCCUCGCUGACGCAGGUGGCCAAAUUGACUGGCCAUUCGUACCGUGUGCUCUAUCUGGCGCUCAGUCCCGAUGGCGAGGCCAUUGUCACGGGCGCCGGUGAUGAGACGCUGCGCUUCUGGAAUGUGUUCAGCAAGGCGCGCAGCCAGAAGGAGAACAAGUCUGUCCUUAACUUGUUUGCCAACAUCAGAUAGAUUCCACACACAAACACACACACUAAACGAACACACCACACACACACACAUCAUUUAUACACACACCACAUUCGCCAACAUGUUGUGUGUGGGGGCUUAUUGGGCAGGUGGUGGGACACCACCACACUGCCACGAAGACUGAGAGAGGCGCCAAAGGCAACCAAAACAAAACCAAGCAAAAAAAGGAAUAACAACUAACAA
This is a messenger RNA of Drosophila obscura, 1988 nucleotides long. RefSeq names its product fizzy-related protein homolog (gene fzr). The record is from RefSeq and is a predicted model, not a curated record. The transcript has 5 exons. Gene Ontology annotation, molecular function: ubiquitin ligase activator activity; anaphase-promoting complex binding; protein binding. Gene Ontology annotation, cellular component: anaphase-promoting complex. NCBI's taxonomy places the organism in Eukaryota, Metazoa, Arthropoda, Insecta, Diptera, Drosophilidae. The coding region runs from base 351 to 1787 and encodes 478 amino acids. Gene Ontology annotation, biological process: anaphase-promoting complex-dependent catabolic process; positive regulation of ubiquitin protein ligase activity; positive regulation of anaphase-promoting complex-dependent catabolic process.